Messenger RNA from Symbiodinium sp. CCMP2456, 282 nucleotides. Lineage: Eukaryota; Dinophyceae; Suessiales; Symbiodiniaceae. The record is from the annotation of a GenBank genome assembly.
AUGGCCGCUCAGGCGUCACCCGGCGAGUAUGUCAUCCAGUUGGAUCGGAAAGCAGGAGGCCGCUUAGGCAUCGACGUUGACCACAAGGAUGGUGAGACGCUUCUCAUUGAAGUUAUCAACGAGGGCCUCGUCAUGGACUGGAACAAUGCGAACAAGAAGGACAAGGUGACGGUCGGGGACCGAAUCGUUGAAGUCAACGGCAUCAACUCCGAUGUGCUUCAGCUUGUUGACGAGUGCAAGAAGAAUCAGGUGUUGGUCCUGAAGCUGCGGCGCGGGCAGUAG